Peromyscus eremicus (cactus mouse) is the source of this 2575-nucleotide messenger RNA. RefSeq names its product family with sequence similarity 117 member B (gene Fam117b). Lineage: Eukaryota; Metazoa; Chordata; Mammalia; Rodentia; Cricetidae. The record is from RefSeq and is a predicted model, not a curated record.
CCACCACCUCGUCGCUGCCCGCCGCGGCCCCCUCCCUCCCGCCCCCGGUCCCGCCAGUCAGGCUUCGUCACCCGCUGCGGCGGCUCUAGGCCUUCCCUCGGGGGCCCCCCGGAGCAGCCGGGGCCCGGCGCCCAGCACCCCCCACCCGGUGCCCGCGGGCCGGGGGCGGGGGGUUGCCUAGGGGGAGAACCAUGUCCCAGCGGGUGAGGCGCAAUGGCUCUCCCACGCCCGCCGGCGCCCUCGCGGGUGGCGCGGUCGGCCCGGCCGGGGGCCCCGGGAGCCGCCUGCAGCCCAUGAGGGCCACCGUGCCGUUCCAGCUGAAGCAGCAGCAGCAGCAGCAGCAGCAGCAACAUGGCAGCCCCACGCGGGGCGGCGGCGGCGGCGGCGGCGGCAACAACAACGGCGGCUGCGGAGGCGCUUCAGGCCCCUCGGGUGGCGGCGGCGGCGGCGGCCUGCGCACCGCCUCGCGCAGCACCAGCCCCACGCGCGGCGGCGGCGGGGCGGCGGCGGCGCGCACCAGCCCCACGGUGGCCACGCAGACGGGCGCGUCCGUGACGUCCACGCGCGGCACCAGCCCCACGCGCGGCACGGCGCCCGGGCCCCGAAGCAGUCCUCCGCGACCGCCGCCCCCGCCGCCCCUGCUGGGCACCGUGUCGUCGUCGCCCAGCUCGUCGCCCACCCACCUGUGGCCCGGCGAGGUGAGCGCGGCCCCACCCCCCGCCCGGGUCCGCCACCGGAGGAGGUCCCCGGAGCAGGGCCGGCCCUCGGCGGAGAAGAGGAGCCCCAGCGCCCCGGUGUGCAAAGCAGGUGACAAAACACGGCCACCUUCCUCAAGCCCCUCCAGCAUUAUCCGGCGCACUUCCUCGCUGGAUACACUUGCAGCUCCAUACCUUGCUGGGCACUGGCCCCGAGACAGUCGUGGGCAAGCUGCGCCCUGCAUGAGGGACAAAGCCACACAGACCGAGAGUGCGUGGGCCGAAGAAUAUGCUGAAAAGAAGAAAGGGUCUCAUAAGCGCUCAGCAUCCUGGGGCAGCACAGAACAGCUUAAAGAGAUUGCAAAAUUACGCCAGCAGUUGCAGAGAAGCAAACACAGCAGUCGUCAUCAUCGAGAUAAAGAAAGACAGUCUCCAUUCCAUGGCAACCAUGCAGCUAUUAACCAGAGCCAGGCUCCUGCUCCAAAGAGCACACUUGUCCCCGUCAUCCCCAUCACCAAGUCCACGGGCUCUCGGUUCCGGAACAGCGUGGAAGGACUGAACCAGGAGAUCGAGAUCAUAAUUAAGGAAACUGGGGAGAAGGAAGAGCAGCUCAUUCCACAGGACAUUCCAGACGGUCACCGAGCUCCUCCGCCCCUGGCACAGAGGAGCAGCAGCACUCGGAGCAUCGACACCCAGACCCCUGGGGGCGCGGACAAGGGGAGCAACAACAGCAGCCGUUCUCAGUCCGUGUCCCCCACCUCCUUCCUCACCAUCUCCAACGAGGGCAGCGAGGAGAGUCCCUGCUCAGCCGAUGACCUGCUUGCUGAUCCCAGGGAUAAAGAGAAUGGAAACAACUCUCCUUUGCCAAAAUAUGCAACCUCACCAAAACCUAAUAACAGUUACAUGUUCAAAAGGGAACCUCCAGAGGGCUGUGAGAGGGUCAAAGUCUUUGAGGAGUGCUCGCCAAAACAACUUCAUGAAAUUCCAGCCUUUUACUGUCCCGACAAAAACAAGGUGAAUUUCAUUCCUAAAAGUGGCUCUGCUUUCUGCCUCGUGAGCAUCCUCAAGCCGCUUCUGCCCACGCCAGAUCUCACCCUCAAGGGCUCUGGUCACAGCCUGACGGUCACCACUGGCAUGACCACUACUCUGCUGCAGCCCAUCUCCAUGGCCUCUCUGUCUGCAAACCCAGAGCAGGACAGGGUGUCUCGAGGAACCAGCACAGUCCUGCCGUCCGCCUCCCUCCAUGCACCACCAGAACCAAUUGAGGAAGCUGAAGGAUAGGUCCAGUUCUGGUGCUGGUUCCUGGGAACCCCUGAAGAUCACGUGACUGUGAUGGUAUCGUGUCCUCCCGGUUGGCUGUGAAGUGCUUUGGCUUUUCCAGUGAUGUGUGACAACGAGGCUGCUGGAAGAAUGCAUCCCCUGUGAGUGCUCUGCCCUACGCAUGAAGGCCGCUGCCACAGUGCUGAAACAUGGAAGGUCUCUUUACUUUUGGAGGAACAAAGUCACAUUUUCAUUUGUUUUCAAAUUAGACUUGUUUAAAAACAAACAUAAAACCUAAUCCCUGCAAACAUGAUUUCUGAAGGGAGAUGUGAUUGAUGCUGCAAGAAAACCAUCUUUUAUAUGAAAAUGACUAUUUUAUAAUACCAAUGUUACAUUUUCUGAAAGUAGCAAACAGGAUGUUCAAAAGAUUCUUUGGUGGCCUCUGUUUCUUCUUUCCCUUUUCUAGAUGUUGCUUUUCUCAGCUGUUUUCAGCUUUGGGACCAAAGGGAUUGUUGACAUUUCCCCAGCAAUGUCAAUCUCAUGACUGUGUUCUUCUCCCAAAUAAGAAUUGAUAGGUAAAUGCAUUGAACCAAGUAUAUAUAAAAAGAUAAAAAGCAAUA